AUGUUGGAUAAAAUCAAAUGCUCAACAGAAACAGCCUUGGCAAAGGUAAUCUUCGAAUUGGAUCAAUUGUCUGCAAGCCAAAGGCGUUGUCGCUCAAGUUGGACAAUCUUCAAUGUUGGGACAUUGCAACAAUGCAGGCAACAAAUACAGCAAGGACUGGGGGAUUUCGGUGUUCAAACGGCCAGUGUACAAGUCCGAGAAAUCCACUUCCACAAUAGUGUCCUUGUGUUUGGCAAGCGCCUUGCUCAAGGCUUCAGAAGCUUCAAUACCAAUGGUGUUUCCGCUAAAGUCAACUUUGGUGACUUUUUCUUUGGCCAAAAAAUCCUUGAGGUAGGGCUCAAUGUCGGCUGCGGAAUCGAACUUGACUUGCUUUCCAGCAAUGGAAUACGUGGUUUCGGGAGUUACCCCGACAUCGACAUUGACAGACGCCAUUAUGGAGCAUUUGCAAGAGAGAGAAGGAAUUUUAUGGCUGCGACUAUGUGCAGGUCACCAACCUCUGGUGUUGGAGGGCCAUGA
Molecule: messenger RNA, 516 nt
Organism: Clavispora lusitaniae ATCC 42720
Lineage: Eukaryota; Fungi; Ascomycota; Pichiomycetes; Serinales; Metschnikowiaceae
Source: RefSeq, a predicted model, not a curated record